GUUGAAGAAGUCAAGAUUGCAUAGAUGGAAACGAAAGUGACGUUCCUUUUGUCACUUCUAGUCAUACUUGGGUAUAACUUGAGGGAAAGCGGAAGAAAUCAUGAGAGAUUAACCGCGGCAGUUCCCCAGUUCUACCACAAUCUCACAAGCGAUCCCUUCAACACCACUCUCUCAGAUACCGCAGUCGCCAACCGCCCCCCAAAUAUCCCAUUCUCUUUACGCCUCCUAAUUGCCUCAAGGACGAAACGUCCCAUAGGUCACCUAUCCUUCAAACGCCCCCGAAACGUGACAGCCUCAACCGAACCGCCUGCACCAGGAAGUUCAGCAGAAGUGGGCAACACUUUAUGGGGCCAGGCAGUGGAUCUAUCAAAAGGUCAAAAAUUUCUCUUUAUCAGCUUGGUGGCGAUUGUCCUAUUGCUGUGGUACUACAUUGGCCACGAGUGGACUAAGAAAUUGUACUCUGCCACCCGUGACAAGGCGGGGGCGGCAUUUGCUAUAUUACUGAGGAGGAACAGGAAGACCAAGAUACCAGCACUAAAGAAUUCCAGGCACCGUUCCGUAGUCCUUACAGAACCGAAACCGCCCUUUUGGAACUACGCAACGACACUCGGAAAAACAGUUACUUCACGGUGCCCUAGACGAUUUCAAAUAAAUAGGGGCAUGGUGGGUUUCCAGCAAAUCCCACAAGCUGGGGGCCUGAGAGAGAGACACACUUUUUGUGCCGUGAGGCACAGAGUAUAUAGGAGUCCAUGUUGAGAUGCAGAAUUUGAAGUCCGACUGUAGUGAGACGCAGACAGGGUUUGACACACAGAGGAAAGAAGACAUAGACAUUAGGGGACUGCAACAUGAAGUGUUGCAGUCCUACCUUGGUUAGCGUCGCUCUGUCUUGACUUACCCGUCUUGGACUCCUGCUCCAUGUCUUUUUUAUGUCUUAUCCUGUUAAAGAUGCCACUGCUAAAUCUAAAGAGUUGUAUUGCUGUCACUGUAAUUGUUAGUUGAGUGAUUCAGUUAUUUUGUCUAACUCUGUAUCCAGAGAUUACAUUACAUUGCAGUACAUUCUCUGGAUAAGGGGUUACACAAAAUAACUGAAUUAUCUCAUCCAAUUAAAGGUUAUGUAAGUGGCAUAAUUUGACAUUACUGAUAUAUAUACGUGGAUUGAUUUUUAAAUAGUCUUAUAUCUUAUUUCUGUCCACCUUGGAAAGCACACUAGAAAAUUACAUCUUAAGCCGUCCUUACAUUUUCUAUUACGAUGGCUCAAAAAGAAUUGAGUACUUUUCAAUAGGCAGACAUUUGUACAAGGUGCUACCCAAAAUUUCCCAAAAGUUGAACACUGCAUGCAAACCGCUUAUACCAUGGUUAUGAGCCACUAGGUGUCGCAAGCUGUAUCCAUUGUG
Messenger RNA from Cryptotermes secundus, 1394 nucleotides. RefSeq lists its product as uncharacterized. Lineage: Eukaryota; Metazoa; Arthropoda; Insecta; Blattodea; Kalotermitidae. The transcript has 6 exons. The coding region runs from base 25 to 756 and encodes 243 amino acids. The record is from RefSeq and is a predicted model, not a curated record.